CGUCGGUCCAUACUCUACGUGGAUCAUAAUGCCAAUUCUGUUUACCAUCAGGUGCAAUAAGGUCACUUUGCCGUAUCAGGUAUCAUUAAAUUCGAGACCUUAGCGCGUCAAUCAUAAUACCUAUCUUUGCAAUAAAAUUACCCCACUGCACCGGGGUAAGUUAAAAAAUGAAUGUUUAAAAUCUACAUGAGAAGGCAUUAUCGACCGGUGUAUUUUUGUUAUCCAUCAAUUUGUACCACUGGAACGUGAAUCUCAGACAGCUAUCUUUAAUCAUAACAAUGGAUUAUGAAUUAUUUCGCGUAGAUUACACAAUUUGCGGUAUUACAUACCCCGAUACGUUAAAAAUAUUACCUGCGUCACACCAAAAACCGGAACAAAAGUUUGCUGUAGGAGACAAAAAUGGGAUCUUACAAUGUAUUAGUAUAAAAGGUGAAGAGCCAAUAAUACAUUUUAAAACACUGCCUGGAAAACCUAUAACGUGUGUUCAACUUACAACUGGGUCGCAGAAUGACAAAAUAUUUGCAGCUUCAGGUAAUGAAGUCAAAGGAUAUACGAGGAAAGGAAAAGUGUUUCUUACACUGGAAACUGCACAAUCCGAAACUAUUACCUCCAUGUGUGUACUUGGAGGUGAUUUAAUAAUAUGUAGCGGACGCACCGUAAUGUACUACAGAGAUUUACGUGAAUAUCAGUCAUACAUUUGUGACGAUAGAGUGUUGGAUAUAGCUGCGUAUUCUGCUCCAAAUAAUGGUCGAAUUCGAAUUCUGGUACUAAUUGCAAAUAAAGGUGCUGCUAUAUUUGAAAAUGGACAAAUGACGGCACGUGCCUCUAUUCCCUCUGGACCCACUCGAUUACUUACUCCACCUCAAAUGUAUACUUCAGAGAUAUUUUCAUUUUACGGCGCUAGUGAUGGUUCUAUAGGUCUUAUCAUUUACGAAGAAUCAACUUUAUCGCAUAUAUGUCUAGUCGAAGACAGAGGCUUAGGGUCAGUUGGUUGUCUCGGCUGGUACACUAGCAAUGGUAACUACCACUUGGCGGUCGGUCGUCACGAUGGCUCUGUACAGCUGUACCUCGUAGAUAUUGAAAAUAUUAAAGAUAAACCUAGACUUAAAUUUACUUAUUUCUCUGGUGAACCAGUUUCGUCUGUAGCUGGCGGUUAUGUGGGAACUGAAGAAGGAGAACUGCUCGUGGCAACGUUUUCUGGAAGAAUAUUUGCAUUAAGAACAAAUCAUCAGAUAUCUGAAGCGAUCCUUAAUAAGACACCGUUGGAAAAUUUAGCUGCACGUCGAGGGAAAUUAGAAUUAGAAAUAACAAGAUUAGAAAAACAAACUGCUAAUGAACGUGACAAGUAUCAAAAAAGCACACGAUCUUUAAAUGCAGGAUUAUCCACUCCUCCGCUAUUGGACUUACAAUAUGAGAUAGUAGGAGCAAAGCGUGAUGGCUGGCAAGAGAUCAGGAUUACAUCGGCUGUGUCAUUGGAUAUACUAUUCGUUUACUGUAACCAAAAAUUAGAUAUGAUGACUGACAACACAGCGGUUCUCAGCAUGUGUACUUCAGAGAAGACAGCAUCGGACCUCCUGGCAACAGUAAGAUGCCAAGCUGGUACAAGACGUUCGUGGAUACGCAUGAGAAAUAAAUUAAAUUCAUCAUCGUUAUCAAAGUUGGAGUCUACGUGUGUGAAGAUUUAUAUAUUACCAGCAGGAGCACCAAGAGUUGCUCGUUUGAUAUCAGUUACAUUACCGGCGUUGUCUUAUUAUUCAAAGCACGAAGAUACCGAUAUCAAUGAAGAGCAACAGACAAAGUUUAGUUGGUGCCAAUUGCAAUUAUCGGGAAAUUUUUCUGUAGCUGAAAUGACCUCAUGGCUAUCGGAAGUAUUACCGGGUGAUCUGCCAAGGCCAGCAGUUAGUGUAUGUUUUGCACGUUCACAUGCUCUUUUGGGGACAGUCGUAAUUUGUCACUAUCAAAAAGGAUUAGCUGUAUUUAAAUCCAAUAACAUAUCCACAAUAGCUGUUAUUAGAAACAUAUUAUCCAACUACUCAAUCGAAAAGAAUAUGCGUGUGGAAAUUUCAUGUGAUAUACCAAAUGAUUAUUGCUAUAAAGCUUUUAAAUCUCUGCAAAAUCAAUAUAUAUUAGAAUAUAAAAUGAAUGAAGAUGUUAACUUGCAAAAGGCAUUAGCUGCACUAGAAUUGGAUGCAUCAGCUUUAAAUGGUAAAAUGUCAAUGCUGUGUGAAGACUACACUCGGAUGGCCUGUGAGGAAGAAAUUCCAGAAACAUAUUUUGAUGAGCUUGUAGAUAUUGUUGUGCAAUGGUAUGCAGAUUGGCGAGCCCUCUCAUUGCAUGCUGAAAAUAUUUACAAUAAGUUGGCACAGUUGCGUUCUGCUUUGGAGAAAUGCAGAUUAGAAGAUGUCUUUAAAAUAUUGUCUCAUAACCCAGUUUCAACAAAUGAAUAUUAAUUAAUUUACAAUUCCUACAUAAUAAAA
Messenger RNA from Manduca sexta (tobacco hornworm), 2477 nucleotides. Its product is annotated as Bardet-Biedl syndrome 7 protein homolog. The transcript is spliced from 16 exons. Bases 279 to 2450 code for a protein of 723 amino acids. Gene Ontology annotation, biological process: intracellular transport; cilium assembly; intracellular protein localization. Gene Ontology annotation, molecular function: protein binding. Lineage: Eukaryota; Metazoa; Arthropoda; Insecta; Lepidoptera; Sphingidae. The record is from RefSeq and is a predicted model, not a curated record. Gene Ontology annotation, cellular component: BBSome; ciliary basal body; neuron projection.